Messenger RNA from Diachasma alloeum, 5297 nucleotides. RefSeq names its product attractin (gene dsd). Gene Ontology annotation, cellular component: Golgi apparatus. Gene Ontology annotation, molecular function: protein binding. The record is from RefSeq and is a predicted model, not a curated record. NCBI's taxonomy places the organism in Eukaryota, Metazoa, Arthropoda, Insecta, Hymenoptera, Braconidae. The coding region runs from base 89 to 3943 and encodes 1284 amino acids. The transcript is spliced from 6 exons.
CACUCAACAACGAGUCGAAUCGAGAAAAAUAGAGAGUAUACUCGUGUUCCGCCAUCGGCCAUUGUCUCUGACAUGGAAGCCCAGCAAAAUGGCAGAAGUUGUGCAGAUGUUUUUGUUCCUAUAUAAAUCAAAGUAUCGGCGAAAAGUGUACGAUCGCGAUGAUAAAUUACCGUGCAAUGUCCCUUACGCGUUGCUAUGGGCUGUGAUAGUUUGGGCGGCGUUGUUGAAGGGUGCCGCAACAGCAUCAUCCGCCCCAGAGACAACUUGCGAUCUGGACAAUUGUGUCAACGGUGAUUGUGUCAAUGGUAGUUGUUUGUGUCAUGAUGGAUGGCAGGGGCCAGCCUGUCAGUACUGCAGCGGUAAAGUCAGACUGACAGCACCAUCCGGUAGCAUUCACGAUGGCACUGGAAAUUACACGACAGACGUUAAAUGCUCGUGGUUGAUCGAGAGUAGUCCAAAUUCCUCCAUACGUAUGCAUAUAGAGGAAUUUGCAACAGAAUGCGGGUGGGAUCAUUUAUACAUAUACGAUGGAGACAGCGUAGAGGCACCACUAUUGGGUGUAUUUACGGGACUUAUGCACAAGGACGGAUAUCACAUACGACGUGUCCCCGAGGUGAUUGCACGCUCCGGCAGUGUCUUCCUACAUUUUUAUUCGGAUGUUGCUUAUAACAUGAGUGGAUUCAACAUAACGUACAAGAUAAAUGCAUGUCCAAGCAGAUACUCUCACAUCGAUUGCUCUGGUCACGGUGUAUGCAUCGACGGUGCAUGUACUUGUGACCCCAUGUGGACAGGUGAGGCAUGUGACGCAUCAGUGUGUCCAAACAAUUGCUCCCACCAUCACGACCAGGGCGAGUGCAAUCGUGAGAAAAACGAGUGCAACUGUGCCCCAGGUUACAAAGGCUCAGACUGCAGUCAACGAGUUGAGCGUGGCUACUGGGGUACCAUACCCUACAAAGACUUUUCACCCGAGGGUUCAGCCAGUCACUGUUCAAUCGUAUGGCAUGACUCACUUUACAUCGUAGGCGGUGAGAGUUUUCACCGUUCCAAGAUGAUUUACGUCUACGAUUUUACGGGCAAUGUCUGGGAGACACCGCACAUUGAGGGAAUACGUCCAUUGCCCCGCUACUCACACUCAUGUGUUCUAUUCGGCGACAAGAUCUACAUGUACGGUGGGGUUAUUGAAAAUUCCACAGUAACCAAUGAAUUAUGGGCCUUUGACAUAUCAGCCAAAGUAUGGGAGAAUGUAACAGUGCGUCAUCAUUGUAACAACAGAACAAUGUGUGGACCACUGAGAGUGGCUGGGCACACAGCUAAUCUCGUCCACAGUCACGAUAGAAAUGAAAAAAUGGUCAUUAUAUUUGGCCAUUCACCCCAGUACGGCUAUUUGAAUACCGUUCAGGAGUACUACUUUGGCACGAGAGAGUGGAGAAUCGUCGAUUCCACUGGUUUUCCUAUAAAGGGCGGUUAUGGACACAGUGCUGCACACGAUCCACUGACAAAUCACAUUUACGUGUACGGUGGUUAUGUAUCGGAAUCGCAGAAUACGCAAGUAUUGACGAGUCGUAUUUACUCUUAUCAUCCAAAUACACGUGUAUGGCGUCUACUGACAUCGGCCCCUUCCGCCCGUUUCUUUCACACUGGUGUCUUCGUAUCGGACGGUAUUAUGCUAAUAUUCGGUGGUAAUACGCACAACGAUACAAUACAUUCGCACGGUGCACGUUGUUAUUCAGCUGAUACAAUAGCAUACGAUGUGACAUGUGACUCGUGGCAUCAGUUUCCAAUGCCACGUGAAAUGUCAGAUCUUCCAAGGUACGGUCACAGUGCAACGAUAUUUGGACAAUCUAUGUACAUAUAUGGGGGCUUUGAUGGUCAGAUGUUGUCGGAUAUGCUGAUGUAUACACCGGGUAGUUGUGAACAUUUGACGUCCCAGAGUCAGUGUUUAAUAUCUAGAACUGGAUUGAAAUGCAUCUGGGACAAGAGGCAGGAUCGUUGUGUACAGAUAACGAGGAGUUUGAGACAGAAAUUGUGGCAGAAUGAUAAUUUGCAUGAUUCCACUUACAUGAAGUGUGUCGAUGAUACACAGCCCCGUGGUAUGACAUCGCACAAGGAGCUGUGCAAAUUACUGACUGAUUGUUCAGCUUGUGUGCAAACUUCUUACGACUGCGUUUGGUGCAGUAUGAAGGGAUGCGCUCAUGAGGUGUGUGGCAGGACACCGAGUGCACCACCACUCACUGGUAUCACAAGUCUUGAUCAGUGCGAAUUGCACACGGGAAUUGAGUGUCCUCAAUUGCACACGUGUCACGCGUGCUCCAAUAAUCAGGACUGCGUGUGGUCAUGGCCGAAUGGCCCUUGCAAACAAAUCACCAAGAUAAGGGAUAUCAGUUUUAUGAAUGGCACUGCUAUACAGGCGCAACGGUUGACAAUGGACUCGUGUAGGAGUCCAUGUGUUAAUUACAAACACUGCAGUAAUUGCACUGAGAAUGAUUGCAUAUGGUGUCAGAAUGAGGGAAAGUGUGUUGAUAAGAAUGCAUAUCCAGUGAGUUUUCCUUAUGGCCAGUGCAGGGAGUGGACGACUAAUGGGGCCAGGUGUAGGGCUACGGAGACGGGAAAGGAGUGGUGCAGCUUUUAUUCGUCGUGCUUGAAUUGCCGAUCGGAUCCCGAGUGCGGGUGGUGUGAUGAUGGCUCCAAGACGGGAAAGGGUAUUUGUAUGCCUGGGGGAUCCAGGGGUCCUAAUGCUAGAAAUGGGGGCUUUUGUCCCAUUGAGAGGUGGUUCUUCACGAGCUGUCCAGCUUGUCAGUGCAAUGGCCAUAGUACGUGUUAUGGGAAUAGCAGUGACUGCAUCAAACCGUGUGGCAAUUUGACCAGGGGGGCGCACUGUGAUAAGUGCAUUCCUGGGUAUUUUGGAAGCCCGUUGAAUGGGGCCACUUGUCAGCCUUGCUCCUGCAAUAAUCAGGGUACUGAGUGCACCAGUGAAACUGGAAAAUGCUUUUGCACGACUAAGGGCAUUAUUGGGGAUAAUUGCGAACGCUGUGACGUUUCUAGUCUGUACCAUGGAGACCCCACGAAGGGAUCGUGCUUCUACGAUUUAGCAAUCGACUACCAGUUCACAUUCAAUUUGAGCAAGAAGGAGGAUCGCCAUUACAGAGCAAUAAAUUUUAAGAAUUCCCCGUCGAAACCAGACGUCGACGCUGAAUUUUCCAUAGCCUGCUCUGUACUAGCGAAAAUGAAUAUAACGAUAAAGAAAGCCAACAGUCCGGAGAAGCCACUCCUACUUGGUGCCAAUUGUACGACGUAUAAGCAUCGCUUCAGCAAGGCUGACUAUAAUUUUGGUAGUGAGGAUAACACGACAUUAACGACGUUUUACGUGUACGUUUAUGAUUUUCAACCGCCCCUCUGGAUACAAAUAUCAUUUUCCCAGUACUCGAAACUCAAUCUACAGCAAUUUUUCAUCACAUUCUCCACAGAUUACAUGACAACGCACAGGUGCUUCCUUGCUCUUCUACUGGUGGCAGCCAUAUUAUGGAAAAUAAAGCAGAAAUAUGACAUGUAUCGGAGACGCCAGAGACUCUUCGUCGAGAUGCAACAGAUGGCCAGUCGUGCCUUCAGCCAAGUCCUGGUGGAGAUUGAGAGGCGUGAUAUUCCACCGGAUAUUGAGAGAAACGAUGCGGAGACCAAUAACGUCAGGAAGAAGAAAAAGGAUGCUCCAAGUCCAAUUGCCCUGGAGCCAUGCAGUGGCAAUAGAGCAGCUGUUUUAUCGUUGCUAGUCAGACUGCCAACGGGUGGUGAGCCUUACACACCAGCAGGUCAGAGUGCUGGUUUAGCAGUUGCAUCUGCACUAGUCACCCUGGGCAGUCCAAGAAGGCCUUCACAAGAACUGACAACAAAGGAGCCCAAAAAAUCAAGAAAAUCCGCCAGUCAACAUCCAGAUUCAACCUGCAUCUAGCGUUGGAUGAAGGUAAUCACUUUAAUCUCCACCAUUUGUGCUUUCAUAUGUAUUGGAACAUUAUUUUAUUGUUUUUUAAUCCCCGAGAGCAACUGACGUGACCUACUCCUUUGGACAAAUUCAAAUUUAUUCUGUAAUCACGAGUGAUCUUUUUUAUUUCCCGGUAUUUUUUUUAGCUUCAUCCUUGUUUUUACGAGAGGAAAUUAUAUCAUUGUGGCAAUGAGGCUUCCAUGAUUAGUGGGAAGAUCAACCUCUACUCGAUUCAAAUGAAGUUUCUUUUUCAAUUAGAAUGUUUUUAACCUUCGACUGAAUUGAUAAUUUUGCAGCGUAAAUUAUCAUGUAUUUUAUGCGUUUUCACAUCAAUUUAAUGGCAAUGAUUCAUCAAUUAAUUGUUUUCUGCCCGUCAACAUAUAUGUUUGCAGAUGUUCAUUCUGCUGGGUUAACAAUUUUUCUUUUAUUCUCUUUCUCGAAUUAAACUUUUUUAAGAGUUUAAGAGUUUUGACGUGGACUGGAUAAGGCUGAUUAUCUAGACUGCUUUGAAAAAUGGCCCGCCUUAAAAGAAAAACAAAACGGCUACUUACGGUGUAAAUGCUCUCUCCCACAUACAACAUUGUAAAUAAACCUACGUGUACCAUUUUUGAAUGUGCUGGUUAGUGCAGCAAUUUGUUGAAACUCGAUGGUGAUAAUCAAAAAAACAGAGAAUAAAAGAAAUUGGUUGGGAGAAUUUGGAGAGUUGGAAAAAUUGUACAGUUAUGAGAAGAGAUAACGAAUCAGAUCUAUUAAUUCAUUUUAUUUCGUGGUAUGCUUGGCGGCAUGCAAGUGUGAGAGAUAACGAAUGUAUUAACCCUCAUUUUUAUUUCAAUAUUUUCGAAAUGAUAGAGCACUAUAAAUAUUUCAAUUCUAAACCAAGGGACUUAAGUAAUAGGAAGACAUUGAGGGCCUUGCAUUUAAUAAUAAGCUUGACUUAGUAUUUCAUUUAUUCUUCUGCCCCCCCUCGAACAAACAUUAGAAUAACGUAUUAAUGCAAUUGAACGCUUUAUUUUCACCCAGCGUUCUAUUGUACGAAAGUAUAGUGUCAUUUUACCAAAAAAAAUCAGAGAAUUAAAAUUGUUUGUUUUUAUUAUUGAAUUGUAUUCCUAUUUAAAUCAUCUGCGCCAUCAAAAUUAUCAUUUCACGAAUUAACUCGGUUGUCAGCUCGUCUUGUCAAUGACAUUAACGAAUUUGAAUAAUGAUAAUUACUCAAUGUAGGAUAAGUGAAGAUGCAUUUUUUUCGAAAGUUUAAUACUUGUACUUUUUAUAACGCGAUGUAUCGUGCAGAAUAAGCAGAGUGUAAAAUAAAUUAUUCCUAAAAUUA